UUGUGCGUAAGGUCCCAUUGAGAAGAAGAGCAGAAGAUGGCGAGUUCAAACAAUCCACGUAAAUUUAGCGAGAAAAUCGCUUUACAUAAUCAGAAACAGGCCGAAGAGACUGCAGCUUUCGAAGAGGUGAUGAAAGACCUAAACAUUACUAGAGCUGCACGGUUGCAGUUACAGAAGACCCAGUAUUUGCAACUAGGGCAGAAUCGUGGACAGUACUAUGGAGGCUCACUGCCCAAUGUCAAUCAGAUUGGAAAUAGCAACAUUGACCUGCCUUUUCAGAAUUCCACCUUGGACAGCAGUCGGUCGACCAGGCACCACGGACUGGUAGACCGCGUUUACCGCGAUCGGAACCGAAUCACCUCUCCGAACCGCCGGCCCCUCUCUGUGGACAAACAUGGCCGCCAGAUUGACAGCUGCCCCUAUGGCUCAGUGUACCUCUCACCCCCACCGGAUACCAGUUGGAGGAGGACGAACUCCGACUCAGCCCUACACCAGAGUGCCAUGCACCCUGUGCCCCAGGGCUCAUUUACAGGGGGUUCACAAGAGCUCCAGCCUAAACAAGUGCUGCUGCUUACAGUUCCUGGGACUGAGGAGUCUGAAUCACUCGCAGACAAGGAUACACAGUGGGGUAACAAAAAGAAUGACUCAAGACCCAAGUCUUGUGAAGUCCCCGGGAUCAAUAUAUUUCCAUCACCUGAUCAGGAAGUGAACACGUCAUUGAUCCCGGCCACGCUCAACACAGGAGGCUCCCUGCCCGAUCUGACCAACAUCCAGUUCCCUCCACCACUGCCCACUCCGCUGGACCUGGGCAAAACGUUGGUGUUUCCUUCCCUUAGCACCUCCAACAACACGGGAAACCUGACAACCAACCUCACCCUCCUAGGCAUCAGUGCUGCCAGCCACGGGAUCCCAACCACCGCUCAGCCUACCGUGACGGCCCAGCGCAGGCAGUCCACCCUGGUCCCCCUAAACGCCAACCCACAGCAGUCACCGCAGCAGCUCUGCCCCACCCUAUCGCCCCCUCUCAACAUCCAGGCAAUGGCGAUGGACGCCUUGACUCUGGAGCAGCAGCUAUCCCAGUAUGCCUUCUUUAGCCAGCUGACAGCGCAGUCCCAGGCCCAAGUGCUCAAUGACCUGCAGCAGCAAGCCCUGCCCCAGGGCAUCAGGCUAAUUACCCUGGCCACCACCACUGCCUCCACAGCCACCCAGUCCUCCCCAGUCAGCCAGAUCGCGACGACUGUCAACAUCAACUCGUACCGCAAUCAGACUGGCUCUCCGGCCAAUCAGUCUCCAACCUCCCCAGUCUCCAAUCAAGGCUUCUCCCCUGGCGGCUCGCCUCAACACAUUCCAGUGGUGGGCAGUAUAUUUGGGGAUUCUUUCUACGACCAGCAGCUAGCAUCAAGGCAGACCAAUGCUCUCUCCCAUCAGCUCGAACAGUUCAAUAUGAUUGAGAACCCGAUCAGCUCCAAUAGCCUGUACAGCCAGUGCUCCACCCUCAACUACACACAAGCAGCUAUGAUGGGCCUCACAGGGAGCAGUCUGCAGCCGUUGGGCUACGGUAGCCAUGGCAACAUCCCAAACAUCAUCCUCACAGUGACAGGCGAGUCUCCACCCAGCCUCUCUAAGGAGUUAACCAACUCACUGGCUGGCGUCGGAGAUGUCAGCUUCGACGCGGACUCUCCAUUCCCAUUGGACGAGCUGAAGAUGGACCCCCUCACCCUGGACGGACUGCACAUGCUCAAUGACCCCGACAUGGUUCUGGCCGACACUGCCACCGAGGACACGUUCAGGAUGGAUAGGCUGUAAUACAGAAUGCUGUCAGUGGCCAACGACAAAAAAGAACCCUAGGAAGAAAGGGAAACCAGGCAUGGCCAUUCAGCUAUUCAACCUCGCACUCACCCUCAAGUCCUUUGAAAUGAUGAGCCACCAAAACCCAUUGUGGAGAAGGACAUGCAAUGGCUUGUUAAGGUCAUGAAUGGAAUUGUUGUAAUUUCCAAUGAGAUUGUUGGUUGGUCAGUGCUUUGCUAGCUUGCUGCGUUAACUAUCUCUAAUGUCUUACCAUAUAUCCCACAGUGUCACACUUGAUAAAAGAUUGUAUAUCUCCUUUUUAUUUUGUUUUUUAUUUUUCUACAAAUCUACAUGCAUUUAAAAAGCGAAAAGCCACUAGGAAGGUGAGCUGCACCAUACCUAUUAUCAUUCCUUACCAACCAUAUAAGCUUUAUACUUCACACUCAAAGCUUUAUUUUUAUUGACAACCAAAUGUUAAUGUUUGCGUUAUGCGUAUGAUGGAUUUUUAUUUAUUGAAAUAUUUAUUACUUCAGUUGAAUGUUUUUUGUUGCAUUUCAAAAUGUGUUUGAGUUUGAAGCCAAUGUCUCUGCUCUAACUGUAUUGUGCAAACUACACUGAUUAUGGAUCUAUUAAUUUAAGUUACAUAUUUAUGUAUUGAGCUGCUCUGUUAAACUUAAGGAGUACAAAUCCUCCCCAUGUUUGCUCUUACGGUUGCCAGUUGCAACGACAUCUCACUAGAUAUAAUCAGAUAAGGCCUCUUAAAAUAUAGGAUAGGAUCUGCAAUUGUGUUUUCAUCACUUACAUGGGCCCGCAAUCGUUGGGUUUCAUCUUGUGCCAAUGCUGUUUUUAGAUGUAUCUUAACUAAUGAAAAACAUAUUCAACAGAUGCUUAUAAGCUUAAGCAAAUGUGACAAUGUAAACAUGGAAAAUGCAAAUACCCAAACUAGAUGGCCAUAAUUCUCCUUUGCAUGUAAAUCUAGAUUGAACGCCUCCUGAAAAUCUGAAGGAUACAAACUCCUCAGAAACCUGUUGAACUUGUCACUGUGAGAUCACCUGAUUUUGCCUUACAUAUUGAGUAUUGUACUGUUUUUAAGUGUAACUAAUGUGACAGUGUAUUUUCUUAACUUCUAACAUUUUCUUGUAUUUGAGAGGAAUUUUAAAUCCUAGUCAGUGACAAUAUUUGUGGUUAUGUAGUGUAAAGUUUGACAAAUCACUGUACUGUAUUUUGUACUGGUACACUUUCUAAAUGAGUUAUAGGUGUUUUGUAAAAAAAAAAAUAAAAAAAAAAAAAGGAAAUGUUGAUUUCAAAUUUGUGAUGGAGAGUGCAAAUAUGGGGAGGCUUUCUUCUCCUUAAAGGGAAACUUACAAACGCAAAUACAAUUAUUUUGGUAGACAAUUGUUAUGAUAAAAAACAAUGUUACUUAGAAUUCAUAUUUGGUUCUUCCCUCCCGAUUAGGGGCUGGUAGAAAAUUAUUUGAACCAUUCCAUUUUAUGCUCCUAGUAAAAUGAGUCCCAAAACACAUGUAGAACUUUGCAAAAGAGGUUAAAAUGGGCAGAGCUUUCGUCUAUUUGCUAACUUGUAGAGCUGAAAUACUUUAACUUUUUAUUUUACUCUAUCUUCCUCUCUGUUUCAUAUUCUGACAUUUCCGGUUUGAAAACUAAUAUAGCGAGAUGGAAGUGAAGAGCAACUUGGCUAAAUUGGAUGUGAUGUUUCCUUAUAUGGGCUGAGAAUGUGUCAACCAUUUAUAAAGAACACAAUAUUACAUUUUUUUGUUUUUCUCAACAUUUGACAUUUUUAUACUGUAGCUAUGUUUGAUCAUGUUUCUACUGUACUGUGUGUGUAUAUACAGAAAAUGUUCAUGUUACUUUUUAACUAAAUCCCAAUGUGGGAAGAGGCAUAGUUCCCCAACUAUGAGCUAAUGAUAAGUACAAAUAUAUAUUUGAGAAAGAAUAUUUGAUUCUUACGCAAAUCGGAAAUGAGAAAUCAUACCAUUGCAUCACUAGAAUAUGUAGAAAUGCACCGUUGUACAAAAAACUGUUUGAGCCAAACUGCAAUACUCCAGUAUGCUACUUUCUACAGUGCCAUCCAGAUUAAUUCGCUGCAAAUUAUUUUUGUUCAUUUUUGUUUGUCUGAACAUUUUUUCCAAAAUGUGCAUUCUGAUAUCCUGUACAUAGGCUAUAGCUGAAACAAAAUGACCGCAUGACAAAAAUGGAAGUGACCCUUAGAAAAAGGCCUUCAAAUCAAGUGUUUGGUCACACACAUUUAGCAGAUGUUAUUGCGGGUGUAGCGAAAUGCUCGUUUUCUAUACAGUUUUGAUUUAAAUUGCGCUCUACAAUGUAGUAAAAACAGAAAACACCACAUCAAAAAUUAUGCAUGUGUCAGUUGUUCCUAAUGAUUCAUGUAAAUGGUUACUUUUCAGAUGACUGUGUUGCCUCCAUUUAUGCAUAAUGCUAGCGCAUUGCUGAAAUAAGAAUGUAUUUGUUUAAGGUCUUGGAAUUUCUGUUUCAACAAAUGACAUAAGCCAAAAGCAUUUUUCUUGAAUAUCUCUUACUACCAUCCAUUUGUUGUUCAAUUGAAUUGGAAAUUCACAUUGCGUUCUCCUCAAAUAAUCAAAUCAAAAUGAUGGAUGUGGAUAAAAGCCAAAUAGUUGAUGUGAUUUAUAGCAUGCAUGUUGUAAUUAGUUUAAUGACCACCCAAAUUACUGAGCUACAAGUGUGAACUGAAAGGGAAAAAUGAUGGAAUCAGAUGUUGUGCAUCUUUUCCAUUCCUUUAAGACUGAGGCACACACUGAAUAGCUGGAGCUACAGAAUAUUAGGCUUGGGCCAUGGACUCCCCUUGACAUUAGACCACAAUAUAACAUCUUCGGACAAAUUUAGAUUUUGGAGUGAACUGUCACUUUACUGUCCUGGCAAGAGUGGAAAAAAAAACAGUUUCACUAGCUACUUAAAUAUGCUGCUUACAGUAGCGGUCAAACUUGGCACUGUUUACGAUCUUUAAAAAAUAAGUUGAAAUUGGAAAGACUGUUGGUUUAAGUGUAUUUGUUUGAUUUACGACCGCACAUGACCAAGAGAGAAAAUGAAAUUGAGAUUUUUAACUUAAGUCAAAAAAUUGAUGGACUGAAUUAUUCAAAAUUCAAAUGAAUUUGGUUAGAGGCAAGUGAUUUCUCUUUUACUGUGUAAUUUUUCACCUGUGGUAAGUUGCAGGUGUCUACAGGGUAAAAAAUAGCCAUUCAAACCAUUUUGAAAAGAGAACAUUCUGCUCCAUUGCACUCAAUUGUAACGUGCCUAUUUAUUUGACUGUACUCUAUUUGCAGUAGAACUUGACUGUCAAGAGAGCUUACUGUCAGUUGCAUGACAUGACAGAUGUUAUAAGUAGUCCCUAUUGCUGAUACGGGUUUAUUGAAAAUGAUUCAGCACUAUCAUGUUGACUUCAGCAGUAUGCGUAUGAACUAUGGCUAGCUAGCUAACAUACAUUGAGGCAUGUUUUGAAAUCAAUUCUAAACACAUAUCAGUUACUGUGACUGCAUACAGUAAGACAUAUUCUAUGUAAGGUUUAACAAAUAUGUUUGUAUUGUAUGUGUUCGUUCUUAUUCUGUUGCUUUCUCACUUUAGUUAUUUAUGGUCACCUGCCUUGUGAACAGUGACUGUUCUGUCAAUGCUGACUGUUUUACCCCAAAUUUGAAGAAAGCGUAUAUUCUUUUCUUUUUGUAAAGCCGGUCAUUUUAAAUGUGACUUGGAAGCAUAUUCCUUAUUUUGGGAUGCAAAACCAGAAAGGGCUUAUUCCAAUGCAGCUUGUUUUCCCAUCGUGUUAAAAAAAAGAAAUAGCAGUCAAUAUAUUGUCGAUCAAUAUACCAUACUGCUCUGCAUAUGCAUGGGAAGUGGAAAUCUAAUAAGGUGAUGUGGACUCCUGUGUUGACAGUAGUUAUUGAAAUCAACUGACUGAAGUGAGAAUGUUAUCUUGAUUCUCACUAAGUAUACUGUCACUGCCUGAGGACCUGUCACCACAAAUUCCCUCAACUAAUAAGGUAAACAUUGAGCAAUUGCAAAGGAACUUAAUCUCAAGUGAAUGAAGAAUUUGGUUUUGUUACCCAUACUUUAAAUGCAUUAGUAUGAAUCCAUAUAAUUGCCUCUAGGACAGUUGAUGUUGGAAAACCUAAAAUGACACUUUUGGAAAGUAUUUCCAGUUAGUAAUGUAAAGAAAAUCUCUUCUUGGUCAGUUUUAAGUGGGUAUCACAUAUUUAACCAUUGUCCUGUAAAUCAUAUUCAGAGAUGUAUUUCUUUGUUGCUAUGUGAAACUACGUAUGUGGCCCAUUUGUAAGAUGAAACUUGAAUGUGGGUGGCAUCUUUUUCCUGUACAUAGUCUCAAUAUCAAAUAAAACUCAUUUUCACCAA
This is a messenger RNA of Oncorhynchus nerka (sockeye salmon), 6179 nucleotides long. Its product is annotated as CREB-regulated transcription coactivator 1-like. Gene Ontology annotation, molecular function: cAMP response element binding protein binding. The transcript is spliced from 14 exons. Lineage: Eukaryota; Metazoa; Chordata; Actinopteri; Salmoniformes; Salmonidae. Gene Ontology annotation, biological process: positive regulation of transcription by RNA polymerase II; protein homotetramerization. The record is from RefSeq and is a predicted model, not a curated record. The coding region runs from base 37 to 1806 and encodes 589 amino acids. Gene Ontology annotation, cellular component: nucleus; cytoplasm.